Messenger RNA from Paramecium pentaurelia, 1125 nucleotides. The record is from the annotation of a GenBank genome assembly. NCBI's taxonomy places the organism in Eukaryota, Ciliophora, Oligohymenophorea, Peniculida, Parameciidae.
AUGUAGGAUUAUAUUAAAAUAAUAGAUGCUUAAGUAAUGGAGGAGUCUCUUAUAAACUAUACUCAAUAUUAGAUUAAAGGAGUACGUAAAGGAGAAGAGUUUUUAAUCAAUAAAAGAUAUAAUGAUUUCGUUAUUUUAAAAGAGGUAUUUAAUAGGACUUGGCCAGGAUGUUUUAUUCCACCAAUUCCACAAAAAAAAUCUCUGGUAUUUUAAUACAUAAAAUAUUUUUAGGGCAAUUUAGACUCCAAUGUAAUUACAUAUCGUUCUAAAUACUUAUCAUAUUUUCUGAAAAAGAUAUUAAAAAUUCCUUAUCUUUGGUUAGGCGAAGAGAUGAGUAUUUUUAUUAAAGGGACCAUUGAAUAAUUAUAAGAAAUGGCAAAAAAUAAAACUCUACAAUAAAUUAUAAGCAAAUAUGAAGAGACUUUUACUUUUAACGAUAAUUAACAAGUUUAUGAUAUUGAUUAAUUUUAUUCCUCAACUUGCCAUAUAAUACCUAUGAUUGAAAAUUUUUCAACAAUGGCCAAGAACCUUAUGAAAGAGAAAGAAACUUAAAAUUCAGGGUUUGUAAUGUUUGUAGAACACUUUUUACCUUAAUUCGAAAAAUUACAAUAAUAAAAUCAUUCAGGUAUUUUUAAUAAUAUUCUUUAAGUAUUUUCUAAUUAAGAAACUUAAGAAUAAUUUUAAUUAUCAAAAAAAUGUUGCACUAAAAAUGAAUAUAAUAAAGUUUAUGAAUAUACAAAGAUAGUAGAAAGAGAAUUAAUAGCUUGUAAAGAUGCAUUGAUUUAAAGAAAUACAAUUGUUUAAAAAGUUAAAGAUGAAGAUGAGAAAUUAUAUAAAUUGAAUAUUCAAUUAUAAGAAUUACAUUCAAAAACUUUACUUUUUGGUAAGAAAGAAGAAAAAGUGGCAGCUAUAUAAAAUUAAAUUUAAUAAUAAUAAUUAAGUGUUGAAUAAUUGAAAUAACUACUAUUUUUAAUAAAUAAAUUAAUUUCUUAAUAAGAAAUACCAAAUUUCUAUAGAAAUACAAAAGAAAAAUAUAGUAGAUUAAUUAAAGUGUUUUCAGAUUUUUAAAUCAAAUAUCACUAAGCUUAAGCUGAAUUUUGGGAAAAAAUAUAAUUAAAGAUUUGA